Messenger RNA from Daldinia loculata, 713 nucleotides. RefSeq lists its product as uncharacterized. NCBI's taxonomy places the organism in Eukaryota, Fungi, Ascomycota, Sordariomycetes, Xylariales, Hypoxylaceae. The record is from RefSeq and is a predicted model, not a curated record. Bases 156 to 581 code for a protein of 141 amino acids. The transcript has a single exon.
UGUACGAAGUAGAACCGUCAGAAUUACAAGUGCAAACAUACAAAUUCACAUAUAUCAAUAUAGUCCUAAACUAGACAAUAGCCUCAAUUGCAAUUCUCCAUCGAGAUAAGCUAUAAUAGUUAUUAAUAUUUACCAGUACCCGACCCGUUGAAACAAUGUCGAGCUUCACAACCAUGCGCGCAGCUCUACGAGCUCGGUCGGGAGCUCCUCUCAUGUCAACCACGAACCGUCUAGUCGCAAGCAGACAGAUCCAUCAAUCGUCAGCGCUACGUAUGCCUUAUAAAGAUGACAUGGACCGCGAGUCCCUCAAGCCCAAGGCGCACGAGUACACGACGGGCGGUACCGACGGGGAGAUCGCUUCUAAGCAAGACGCCGCGUACAACCCGAACAAGACGGAUCCCGAAACCGAGGUGAAAGCCGCGGGCGCUGAGAGCAACGGCAACGCCUUGGACAGUAGUCCCGCGAACAAAGAUUUUGCCGAAGGUAGUCGCGGCAAGGCGGACAAGGCGGAGGACAAGACGCAUGGUAAUAAAAAGAAGGCAAGCGGCGCUGGCGAUGCGCCCAAAAAGGGUAGGACUUAAUGAGUAUCCACGGCUUGGUAGAGAAUAAAAGUCCGGGGAAAGAGAGUGAAGCUUAGUUGUACGUUUCCCACAAAUUUCGCAUUCGAGAUUAGGAGUUUGGCGGCUGGCUAUAGUGGUUGCUGGACAUCUAUG